GCCGAGCUCGGUACCCCCGCGCCCCGGAACGCGCUCCGCGUUCCACAAAGCAAUUGUUGCUUUUUUGGGGAUGUCGUUACAUGUAAAAUCAUCUCGAGCGCGGUUUCAGUUUGAGAUACGUGCGAGAGAGCUAGGGAGAUGUGUCAGAGCUUGUUUCUCAGGGUAAAUUAGGUAAUUUUUAGCUGGGUAAUGUGCUAAUCUUUAAACCUUUAUGUUUCUAAAUCCUGCGUAUGCCUGGUCUCUUCAUACAAAAGUGUAUUUUGCUUGUUUCUUCUCGUCGUCUUCAGUCUGAAGCCUUAUGUAGGUCAGGCUUGGCUUAAGCAGAUUUCCUGAACCUGCGUCAGCUUAAGCUGAAGGAAUUUUAAUAAACCCUCCCUUGUAGGCGUGGGCCUAAAUGAGACUAGCCUAGUUAAGCCUGAUCUUUUUCUGUUUGUGAAAAAGAGCUGAGCAGAGCUAGGGACUGCAUGGUGGCUUCAGAAACGGCUUCCUUAAUUCAAAGAUAACAAUGGUUGGGAAGGCCAGAUCUUCUAAUUUUACCUUAUCUGAAAAGCUUGAUUUGCUAAAACUCGUGAAGCCGUACGUUAAAAUUCUCGAGGAACAUACUAAUAAGCAUUCUGUAAUAGUGGAAAAAAACAAAUGCUGGGAUAUCAUAGCUGAUAACUACAAUGCCAUCGGAGUAGAUCGCCCUCCUCGCACCGCACAGGGCCUGCGCACGCUGUACAAGAGGCUCAAAGAAUAUGCCAAACAGGAGCUAUUGCAGCAAAAGGAGACUCACUCAGAUUGUAAAAGCAGCAUUUCCGAGCCAACCAAGAAAGUUGUGGAGAUGAUUCCACAGAUUUCCAAUGUGUGUUUAAGAGACAGGAGCGGUGUUCAAAGUGCUAGUAUCGAUAAAGAAACAGUUGCUGGUACCAGUUCACCACAGGCAAUGUUGGAUCACCAUCCUGCGACAGUCAUGAUGGAAUUGCAAUCAGAAGAGGAUGUCAAACCUCCUCCUUCUUUGCUUAUAGACUCACAGCAAAAUGAGAACUUGGAACAAGGGGAAGAACACCAGCUGGUGCAUAUAAUGGAAAGGUCUCCUUCAACAUCAGUAUCUUCAGUUGAUAUGAGAGUGAUGAUGUCUCCCUCUCCUGUACCAAGAAGAGAUGAGUUUUUUAGGCUUGAGGUUGGGGAACGUUUUAGACCAAUGUGUGGUUAUGACCCACAGAUGUUACAAAUGCUGAAAGAAGAGCAUCAAAUAAUUUUAGAAAAUCAAAGAAAAAUUGGUCUUUAUGUCCAAGAAAAAAGGGAUGGUUUGAAAAGAAAGCAGCAACUGGAAGAAGAACUGUUGCGAACAAAAAUCAAAGUAGAGAAGCUGAAGGCAAUACGACUACGCCGUGAUCUGCCAGAAUACAGCAAUAUCUAAAUAUUUUAUUACUUCUGUCAUAUUCUUUGAAAUACUUAAUAAUAAAUGCUUUUGCCCCAGCAGAAUUGUUCCUGAUGUUAAUAUGGAUGGAUCAAAAUCUGGGCUUGAGAGACAAAAGCAUAUUUUCCAUGUUGUUGUUUAUUACCUUACAAAAUACCUCAUAUGGGUUUGAAUGCACCAACUCUUCUGGUCUGAAGUAUAACUAAAUCUUGUACAGUUAAGUGUUCUGGUUGAUAAAAAUCCAGACUUCAAAAAUCUUUCCACUUCUUUCUAUUAGGGUUGUGAUGAGCUAAUGCAAAUUUAGCUCAGGUAUUUUUAAAAAUUCUGAUCAUAUGCAUUAUUUUUUCAAACUCGAUGAAGUUACAGGUUAAUACAUACAAAAAGGAGGAAUAAGAGGCUUAAAUGUCUUAUUCCUUUCAAGUUGGUAAAUCUUUCGACAGUGAUGAGUUUUUGUUGAUAUAUCAGCUUGGAAAACAGUUACUGGAUUGUUAUAUUUUUUUAAUGUUCAGUAGACAGUUGAGUAAAUGCACAUCUUUUUAAAAGUUGCUACUUUUUAUUGUUUCCAGUGGAGGAGUGUUUCCAUAGGAUGUUAUCAGAAUAGAGACAGUGAAUGCAAUGCUUGGUUUUUAACUGCAUGCAUGUGUAAUUUGUGUGUACAGUUACCAUGAUCGUAUAUUCAGUUAUAGUAAUUAUACUGGUGAUCAACCACAGAUAUGUCUAAUCUCUUCAUUUGCAUGCAUAAUUACUAGAGUGCAUGUGCAACCAAGACAAUUGCAGGUGCCUUUGAUCAAUAUCACUAUGACUAUAAGCUACUGAAAUGAAAUAGUGUCUGUAUGUAAGUAACAUGUGACUUGAAAGCAACAGAGGAUUCUGUGUUAUUCUGGGUACCUUUUAGAAAUGCUGUUGUUCUGGUCUUUCAAUUAGUUUCAAAUAAAAAGCCCCAAAUGAAAAAGA
Pezoporus occidentalis (night parrot) is the source of this 2356-nucleotide messenger RNA. It is a transcript of the gene FSBP, whose product is annotated as fibrinogen silencer binding protein. NCBI's taxonomy places the organism in Eukaryota, Metazoa, Chordata, Aves, Psittaciformes, Psittacidae. The record is from RefSeq and is a predicted model, not a curated record. The coding region runs from base 506 to 1402 and encodes 298 amino acids. Gene Ontology annotation, cellular component: nucleus. The transcript is spliced from 2 exons.